Molecule: messenger RNA, 1464 nt
Organism: Protobothrops mucrosquamatus (brown spotted pit viper)
Lineage: Eukaryota; Metazoa; Chordata; Lepidosauria; Squamata; Viperidae
Product: protein CASP
Exons: 15
Source: RefSeq, a predicted model, not a curated record
CCGCCGCUCACUUCUGUCUCAAUAUGUCUCAAGAUGGCGGCCAAUGUGGGAUCGAUGUUUCAAUAUUGGAAGCGCUUUGAUUUACAGCAGCUGCAGCGAGAACUUGAUGCAACGGCGACAGUGUUGGCUAACCGACAAGAUGAAAGUGAACAAUCAAGAAAGAAACUUAUUGAACAAAGCCGUGAAUUCAAGAAAAACACUCCAGAAGACUUACGCAAACAGGUAGCUCCACUGUUGAAGAGUUUCCAGGGAGAGAUUGAUGCAUUAGGCAAAAGAAGCAAAGAAGCAGAAGCGGCAUUCUUGAAUGUCUACAAGAGAUUAAUUGAUGUUCCAGAUCCUGUUUCAGCUCUAGAUCUGGGGCAGCAGCUCCAAUUGAAAGUCCAGCGCAUGCACGAUAUUGAAACUGAGAACCAGAAACUUAGGGAAACCCUUGAGGAAUACAACAAAGAAUUUACGGAAGUGAAGAAUCAAGAGGUGACAAUAAAAGCACUUAAAGAGAAAAUUCGGGAAUAUGAGCAGACCCUGAAGAAUCAAGCAGAGAACAUUGCUCUUGAAAAAGAACAAAAGUUGCAAAAUGACUUUGCUGAAAAAGAAAGAAUGUUGCAAGAGACGCAGAUAUCAACAGCCUCAAAGCUGGAGGAAGCUGAACACAAACUGCAGACAUUACAAACAGCCUUGGAAAAAACACAGACAGAAUUAUUUGACCUGAAGACAAAAUACGAUGAGGAAAUGACAGCAAAGUCGGAUGAAAUUGAGAUGAUCAUGACAGACCUUGAAAGAGCAAAUCAAAGGGCAGAGGUAGCUCAAAGAGAAGCAGAGUCCUUGAAGGAGCAACUCUCAUCUGCAAACAAAUCUCUCCAGCUGGCUAACCAGAUUCAGAAAGCACCGGAUGUGGAGCAGGCCAUUGAAGUGUUAACACGAUCCAGCCUGGAAGUAGAACUGGCCUCCAAAGAACGAGAAAUUGCUCAGCUGGUUGAAGAUGUUCAGAGACUUCAAGGCAACCUUACCAAGCUUCGGGAAAAUUCCACCAGCCAGAUCUCCCAGCUCGAGCAGCAGCUGACUGCCAAGAACAGCACUCUCAAACAACUGGAAGAAAAGUUGAAGGUGCAAGCUGACUAUGAUGAGGUUAAGAAAGAAUUAAAAACAUUGUCUCCAGCGGAUUCCCCCGUGGCACCUGCCCGGCCCUUUACCCACUGCUGCGCGGUCCUCUUGGCCGUCCUCUCGCUGCCGCUGCUGCCGGUCACACUGAGCGAGGCUGAAGAGGCGGCGAGCGGGCAGCCGUGCCCCUUCGCCGUCCUGCCGCCGCCGCCGCCCUCGGUGCUGCAGGAAAAGGAGACCUUGGGCUGUGAGGGCGGCGAGGCCGACAGCGGAGUUGGUGCCGCUGCCUAUCUCAGUCACACGGACGAACGGCCAUGUAAACAGCACCAGAUGGCUCCGCCGCCGCCGCUGGAGAUGAGCUUGAAG